AUGAAGACUCUCAAGGACAAUACUAGUAGUAGUGGAUUACUGGAAGUGUUAAAAAUUCUCUGGUCAGACUUCCUUGAGUGUUACUCCUGCUCUACCCUACUGGCCUGGUCAGUGUGGUGGGCUUUAUCCACAUGUGGUUACCUCCAGGUGAUUAAUUAUGCUCAAGCACUUUGGGAGAAAAUCUUGCCUUCCAGUGAUUUUGAGAUCUACAAUGGAUACGUGGAGACAAUAUCUACCUUGCUUGGCGCUUUUGCAGCAUUUGUUGUAAGCUUUGUGAAAGUGUCCUGGGCAGUGUGGGGAGAACUCGCCCUCUGCAUUUUCUCUGUGGUAAUUGCAGUGUGUGUGUACCUCAUGGACACCAUCCGAAAUAUCUGGGUUUGCUACACUUCCUACAUGCUCUUCAGAGCUACCUACAUGCUGCUUAUCACCAUAGCAACGUAUCAGAUAGCUGCUAACCUAAGUAUGAGAAGAUAUGCUUUGGUUUUUGGAAUAAACACUUUCAUCGCACUUCUACUGCAGACGCUUCUUACUGUGAUUGUAGUAGAUUCUGUCGGUCUAGGCCUGGACAUUUUUCUACAGUUUCUGAUCUAUGCAAGUUACUUUGCUGUAAUAGCUGUGAUAUUCUUGAUUGCUUGGCUGUAUAAACUGUACAAAAGAAGGGGACCUGAAGGACAGAAUGAAUUACCCUCAACAGAAACCGUUCCAGAGGCUUGAAACCCCUUACAUCAGCAUCCGUUAAGCACAAGGUUAUAGAAUAGUCUUUCCGUUCAACUGAAUGCAUAGGUAAAAAAUAAUCAGGUCAAAAUCAAUAAUAACUGUAUAUUAAGAAAAUGCAGCAUUUCCAAAUCAGUCACAGAUCCAGCUUUUAAAGGUUAUAAAAGCACUGGUGAUUUUGAUAACAGAGUUUACAAUUAUACACUGAAAGUGGCCGUUGGGGGUCCCAGAGUGUGAAGAACAAAAUCCACUUAUUUAAUAUUUUAUUCACACCAUUAUGAUGCCUUACUUUACUUGAAUCUAAGCAACUAGGACAAAAUAAGUAGUCUUGACGUUUUAGCCAAUACUAUCACAUUAUUAAUGUAAGCGCUUGUUUGAAUCGGCAAUCUUUUCAGUUUUUCUCUGACACAUUUGCAGAGUUAUGGUACUUUCACUGCAAAUAACUCUUUUUUUUUUUUUUUUUUUUUCUCUCUU
Molecule: messenger RNA, 1188 nt
Organism: Sinocyclocheilus anshuiensis
Lineage: Eukaryota; Metazoa; Chordata; Actinopteri; Cypriniformes; Cyprinidae
Product: thiamine transporter 1
Exons: 5
Coding region: 1-714 (237 amino acids)
Biological process (GO): vitamin transport; transmembrane transport
Cellular component (GO): plasma membrane
Molecular function (GO): vitamin transmembrane transporter activity
Source: RefSeq, a predicted model, not a curated record